Messenger RNA from Galeopterus variegatus (Sunda flying lemur), 2922 nucleotides. RefSeq names its product V-set and transmembrane domain containing 5 (gene VSTM5). Gene Ontology annotation, cellular component: dendrite; plasma membrane; axon. The transcript has 4 exons. The record is from RefSeq and is a predicted model, not a curated record. Bases 1 to 609 code for a protein of 202 amino acids. NCBI's taxonomy places the organism in Eukaryota, Metazoa, Chordata, Mammalia, Dermoptera, Cynocephalidae. Gene Ontology annotation, biological process: filopodium assembly; positive regulation of excitatory synapse assembly.
AUGGAUGGUCUCAGCCAGUGGCACUACCGUUCAUCCACAACUAAGCAGAAACCUCGACUUGCUGCCUUUGCCUCACCCACCCCCACAUCCACAUCCAGUCAGGGUGUGUCACUGUACAUCCCGCAGUCCACCAUCAAUGCCACCGUGGAAGAAGACAUCCUGCUCUCGGUUGAGUAUUCCUGCCUCGGGGUGCCCACCAUCGAAUGGACAUAUACGUCCAACUGGGGAGUGCAGAAGAUCGUGGAGUGGACACCAGGGGCUCAGGCCAACAUCUCGCAGAGCCACAGGGACAGAGUCUGCACCUUCGACAACGGCUCCCUCCAGCUCUUCAGCGUGGGCGUGAGGGACUCCGGCUACUACGUCAUCACCGUCACGGAGCGCCUGGGGAGCAGCCAGUUUGGCACCAUCGUGCUGCACGUGUCUGAGAUCCUGUAUGAAGACCUGCACUUUGUCGCUGUCUUCCUUGCUUUUCUCGCUGCUGUGGCCGCAGUGUUAAUCAGCCUCAUGUGGGUUUGUAAUAAGUGUGCGUACAAAUUCCAGAGGAAAAGAAGACACAAACUCAAAGAAAGCACAACUGUGGAGAUUGAGCUGCAGGAUGUUGAGUGUUAGCCAAGGUUGGGCCCAGUUACAUUCCUACCUCGAGGAAAACAUUUUCCAACAAAGGAACAAACACAGCCAGUCCACGCUCCAGCCUCCUGUGGUCCUGCCGCAGCAACCCAUUCCUGAUGGGUCAGGCAGAAGUUAACAAAAUUGAUUGCAUGGAGUUGAAGACUGUGGAUUAGACAAAGUCAGUUCUAGGACUUGCUCUAAAUUUGAGAAGAGUGACUGAGGCUCGAACCAAGAGCUUUGCUUGGCUGCAGCUUCAGGGCCCAGCUGACCCGUGACCAACAGAGCUGGCUUCUCACUCAAGACACUGUCUCUGGCUGGGGGAUGGCCUGUUGGAGGAGUCUGCAUCAGAGGCCAGAGUAUCUCCAGGCUGACGUGCAGCUGGCACUGGAACAUGCUCUCUGUGCUUUUGUACUCCUGUCUGCUCAGCAAACUGCCGUUCCCUCCAACCUCCUAUCCCAUAUUCAACAAGCACUGCUGUGAGAGCUAUUGUGGCAAACCCUGAGGCUUUAAACAAUCUACUGCUGCAGAAGCAGAGGUGGAGAGAGUGGGGGGAUGUUGCUGUACUGUAGUGAGUUGCUCCAAGGUGAGGCCCUGUGGCUUGGAGCUUUAGAGAGCGGACUCAAUGCACUCCUGAGGGACCAGCUUUGGAUACAACAAACUGGGAGAAAAUUAUCCUUCUCUUCCUCCUUUGUUCCAACUUUAAUUGGAUUUUUCCUCCUAGGCCCAAACAGGCCAGUGUGAGGAAAAGACAGUAGCUCAUGUCCACUGUGGGCAGCAUCUGGCCUCCUGACAAGCUGGAUAAUGCCACUUUUAUGAAAGCUGAGCCUGCACAUUGGUGGUACGACUGGAAAAUCAGUAAUCUUGGGCUUCGGAUCUGUCCCUCUGAGUCACUAAUACUUCAUAUUUCAAGUCAGGCCCUUGCUGUCUUCUGCCUGGGCUGAGAAACACGUGGCCCUCACCUACCUCAUAGUCAGGGUAUUCAGAGAAACCUACAGUAGACAUAGAGCUCUCUGAGCAAUUUAAAAGCAUGAGAAUUCUUCAAGGAUCUGGAAAGCUAAACUGGGAAGCACUAUACUGAGUAUUGGAAAUCGAUAACAUGCUUUUGGGGGACUGGGGCUCCAGGUGUGAGAUUGGGGACCAGACCACAGCUGGCCUUGGACCUUAUUCUCUCAGGCUGUUGGUCACCAUGUUUACCUGAAAGUUUCUCCCUCCCAACUUUUUUUGGCAAUCUCUAAAAGGAGGCAUGAGUUUAUUUUCCACUUUCUUUUCUCUCUCCAGUAUUCAAAGCUACUGAUUGAUUGAAGGUACCAUUCCAAUUAUGGGGGAAGCCGAGGUCAUUAGCUAUGUUCUCAGCCCUCAGCUACAAAUUCAUCCAUGCAAAGGUGAAGUGCUAGACCAUUCCUUUCUCUUCUCCCUCCUUUUAGGUUCCCAGUGGGGAACCUACUUUUCUACUUCCCAUGUGGCAGGUAAGGAGUUUCCUGGGGAAAUUAGAGUCCUUUCCCUAAGGAAUGAAUCCAGAGCUACAGGAAGGGGUCUGUUGGAAUAUUCACACAGGGACUGUCAGUGAUACAGAAAAGGGCUCCGAAGGCACUAUUUGAUUCAGAAAGCAGAGCAGCUGUUGUGCACGACUGAUUGUAGCUCUAGCACCUGACACAUAGAAGGUACUCACCCUCAGGCUACCUCCUGUAAACACGCGUGUAAACAUGCACAUCUGUGCACUUUCCCCAUGCAGCAGACAGAAGAACGAGGACCUGUGCCAGGACAGUUUCCAGUGCCAUGGAGAAAUGGGGUGAGAAGUACCUGAGAAAAAAGGGGAUCAAGGAUAAUCUAUUUCUUUCUCCUCUUUCAUACAGAAAGUCCAUCAACAGGAAACCAGUUUGGAGUUGGGCAGCUGCUGCAGCAUGUGUGUCCUUUUAUACCACCUGCUUUUCAGAACUUUCCCUGCCAGAUUGUCAGAAGUCAGGGGUGGUCAUCUUCAUAAUAAAAGGAGAAACAGAAAAGAAUAACCAGUGAGAGGCCUCCAUAGGCAAACUAAGAUGUACAUUAAAUUGUCCCCCAAAAAUCUCAUGAAAGGUUAUUCUAUCAUCUUUCUAUUUCUUUGAAAAAGGGUUUAUUUUGCACUUUUAAAUAGUUUCCCCCAUCCUGAACAUUCCUGUGGAAAUGUUUUGAUUGCAGAGCCUGAGGAUUUUGUCUAUUUUUUGAAAAACAUUAAAUCAUAGAGAUUGGCCAGUAUAAAUAUUAAACUAUACGUUAUGUUUCAAACUGUGAAAAAAAGUGUUUUAAGGAACGAAUGAAAUAAAACAUGAAACUAAA